GAAUAUUACAAGAUUUAGUUUAGUAAUAAAAGAGAUAUGUCUUCUUGAAGGUGAAUUGUUAGUACAUUCAACAUGGUUGCUACGUUGCCAGCUAUCUAGGCAGACUGGUCUUGAGAUACGCUUGAUAUGACUAUUGAGUAAUAUGAAUAUUCUUUCCAGGCAUCCAGCCAGAGAGCCUUCGACGAAUGGGUGAAGACCAUCGCGAUAGAGCUGAUAAGGCAAACGCCCCUGGACGCGAUCAAAUACCUGGACAUCUUGACCAUUGCAGAAUGCUGGAAGAGGAGAGACGAUCUUCAAGAAAAAGACUGGAACUACAACGACUGCCCGUCGGAUAAGACGAAAGCGAAUGGCAACGAGGAUGCGAUGGAAGAAUGCGUCACCUGUCAAAGUGAGAGCGCAAAACAAGGCGCAGAGGAGAUUUUCAGGAGGGAACCGCUUGUGAUUAGAAAUCGAGAGGAGCGGAUCCCAGCAAUGCCUCCAGUGAGGACCCCAGAGAAAGUGUCUGAAGUCCCGGAAGACAUAGAAGAGAAGCAAGUGGAAGACCUCAUGAAGAAAUGCCAAAACGCGGAGAACUACGUUCCGGUUAAAGAAAAACUCUUCCUAUUCGAAUCGCUAUGCAAACUUGGAAGGAAAGUCCGAAGUACUGAAGAUGUGUCUCUGAAAAUAGACACGAGUUCGAAACGAGCCAGGUCCCUACAUGAUCUGUCGAACAUUAAUUCGCAUAUUGCUGUUAGGGAAAUUUGUAAAUAUUUCGAGAAUAAGAACGAAACGCAAGAAAACACAUCAGAGAACCAAGUGGUGUCGAAAUUUAAGCUGAAACGAACCUUAGAGUGUAAUAAUGUGUAUCAUAGGUUUCCCAGAGCAAUUUCAUAGUAUACGUGGGUUGUGUGAAAAAUACUGGCAUCUUCAAGCAACGUAAAGACAUGAACAUUUAACUCAAACUUCGGGGCCUAAAAAACUCCGUGGUGAUCCAGUUUCGCUGUCAAAUAGGCAGCUUUACUCAAUAUUAUACUUCUCAUGUGUUAGGUGUCAGUAUUUUUGUUUGGAAUGUUCUCUUGCCAAAAUUACUUAAUUUAAAGAACAGUGGAUAUGACCAAUCAAAAUGGCUGAAAUGUAGUAAGUUAUAUGCCAUAAUAUUUUGAUCAAAUAUCUUAACGAGCCCGAAGCUUCAAAUAAUGUCCCUUUUUUCCAACUACCUGUUUGCAACAGUAUUCUAAAUCCUUUUCAUCUGAUUACUUCAUGAUGUGUAUAGAGUUGACUAAAAAACAUCGUUUUUUUUUUGUCAUAAAAUGCGUUUUUGUGGAUUUUUUCUUCGAUCGUAACUUUUUAACAAAUAUUAACACAGCCCUGAAAUUGCAUGUGUAUAUUCCACUUCUAUGGAUGAAUGAAACAAGUGACUGCUUUUAUCAUUAUCACUUUUUCUCUUCGAAAAAUCUUUGCUUUUCUUGAAAACUCGACUUGGUGCGGGACGAGGCUUCAAGAAAAUCAAAGAUUUUUCGAAAAUGAAAAGUGAUAAGAACAAAAGUAAUCACUUGUUUCAUUCUUCCAUAAAAGAGGAAUAUUCACACACAAUUUCAGAACGUUACUUAUAUUUGUUAACAAGUUCUGAUUGAAAAAAGGAUGCGCAAUAAAAUGCACAAAAAAUGCACUUUUUGACAAAAAAAAUGAAAACAUUGUUUUUAAGUCAUCUCUAUACAUACUAUGAAAUUAUCACAUGAAAAGGAUUUAGAAUACUGCUACAAACAGGUAGUUGGAAAAAAAAUAAAAAAAAGGAAGUGCCACCUCAACAUCUUUCCCGCCAUUAUGAACGGACUUUUUAAUUUCUUAUGGUUGGCGUUCUAUAAAAUUUCAAAAGAGUGGAGUGCGAUUAUCUUAACUUUUAUAUAUUUUUUUUCGUGCGAUUGUGUGAUCUAAUCUUAAGCAUUGUGAUAGUCAUGUAUAUGCGAAUUGUCUUUGGAUUUUCUACCAUUUAAUCAUUUGCUGCUGGUGUUAAUGUUUAACAAAUUCUGAAAUCAAUAAUAAUAUGUGUAAUUGUUUCUGUUGGAAUGAUGUUAACGAACUGUUGUUGUUUAAUUACAUUGUGCCUUCAAAUUUUUAGUUGCUGCAUUCUUCCAUUAGCGUGUUGAUUGGUUUGUGCUAUACUUCUGUUUCUUUUGAUAACCACUUCUAAUUUGGCACCUGAAUCUGCAAAUGCUAUUGCAGCAACAGAAACCCAAUAAUUUUUUGAUCAAUUAUCAGAACAAAAUUGCUUGUUAUUUAUUUUGUACAUACAUAGUUCAUAUAUUUC
Molecule: messenger RNA, 2287 nt
Organism: Acanthoscelides obtectus
Lineage: Eukaryota; Metazoa; Arthropoda; Insecta; Coleoptera; Chrysomelidae
Source: the annotation of a GenBank genome assembly